UCCCGUUCAUAUCCAGGAGUCCAUCAUCCACCCAUAAUCCCUACCGACGAUGCAUUUGGAUCUCUGUUUCUUUCUUAUCUCUCGCCUUUCUUCUCCUUUACAUCGUCGUCUCCUCCCGCAGCUCGACUUCUGCUCGAUUUGGGAUUGUUAUCGACGGCGGGAGCUCUAGCACCCGGAUCCACAUAUUCUCCUCUAAGGGAAUCAUGGGUGGCUUUCCUUUGCUCGAUUUGAAGUCGAUGGCGAUGAUGCGGAAGACGCCCGGGCUGUCAUCUUACUUAGGGGACCCGGAGCUCUCCGGGGAGUCCUUGGUGGAGCUGUUGGAGUUCGCUAAGGAGAAAGUGCUGAACGACUGGCACAAGGUCACGGAAGUUAGGCUAAUGGCAACAGCGGGCUUGAGAAUGGUCGAAGUGGGACUGAGGGAAAGAAUUUUGGAGUCUUGCAGGAGGGUCCUGAGAUUGUCAGGCUUUCAAUUCAAAGAUGAUUGGGCGACUGUGAUACCGGGUUUGUAA
This is a messenger RNA of Zingiber officinale, 509 nucleotides long. Its product is annotated as probable apyrase 3. The record is from RefSeq and is a predicted model, not a curated record. Gene Ontology annotation, molecular function: nucleoside diphosphate phosphatase activity. The transcript has a single exon. Bases 204 to 509 code for a protein of 101 amino acids. Gene Ontology annotation, cellular component: membrane. Gene Ontology annotation, biological process: nucleoside diphosphate catabolic process. Lineage: Eukaryota; Viridiplantae; Streptophyta; Magnoliopsida; Zingiberales; Zingiberaceae.